This is a messenger RNA of Lachancea mirantina, 1119 nucleotides long. Lineage: Eukaryota; Fungi; Ascomycota; Saccharomycetes; Saccharomycetales; Saccharomycetaceae. The record is from the annotation of a GenBank genome assembly.
AUGCAGUGCAAGACGUUUAUCCACCAGUUGCACGGGAUUCUCGCGCGCGCAGAGCUGGAGUCGCUGAUCUGGUGGGUCGCGGAGGCGGGCGGAGGGGGCGGAGCGAGCGACGCGAGCCACGCCGGGGCCGGGCCAGACCCCGGCGUGUUCGCGCUCCGGCCCUACGACGCGCAGUUUGCGUGUCGCGUGCUCAAGCGGUUCUUCAAGCACGGCAACGUGAGCAGUUUUGUGCGGCAGCUGCACAUGUACGGGUUCCACAAGCUGGGCGCCAGCAGCAGCCCGACCCGCCAGGCGCGCGACGCCGUCGUGUGGAAGUUUUCACACCCGUCCGGUCUGUUCACGCGAGACUCGAAGCUGGCCGGCCUGAACCGGAUCCAGCGCAAGACUAGCGGUGUGGGGCGGGAUGGGCGUCGUAAAAACGUCUUGUCCCCUGUAUGUGUCAACUACGUCGAGAGCAAGACCCCCCUGGCGCCCUCGCGCCCGGCAAGCGUCCCCAAUCCCACCGACGCCUCCGGGUCUCCCGCCGGGUCUCCCGCGGAGUCUCCCGCGGUACCGAAGGCCCGGGUCGCUCCGCUACCCAGUCUGCGGCCGCCCCUCGCCGAGGGUCCGCCCCCGCGCUGCUGGUCGUCCCCCGAAAUAUCGCAGGCGACCUUCACGCUCAAGCCUUCUGCAGUACCGCCGCUCCCGCCCCUCGUGCACCCGUUCGCGGGCCAAGAGCUCAAUCGACUGCACGUCAACAUCGACGUGCUCCAACGAUGCAUGGUCUCGACGUUGGACCUGCUGCAACACUACCCGGCGCAAGACCCAGCUCCUAUACUCGAGAGCUUACAAGCUCUCAAAAACGAGCUCAUAAGUACCGAUGUGGGUUGGACACAGCUGCAGGCUUCCUUGCUCCCGUCUGGCCACUCUAGCUUCAGCAGCGUAAGAUCCUCUACGGCACAUCUGCUUCCGACGCACGAUAGCCGAUUUUCCAGUUUAUCGUCCCAGAAAAACUCCAUUUUCAGCAAUCCGCGUUUUAGCAGCGUAGAUCAUCACAAACAUCCGUCGGCUAGUCUAGGCGGCGCCCGAACCAGCUUUGCCGAUCUCGGGGAAUCCGAAGAAUUCGAAAAGAAGUCUUGA